AUGGCGUUUUGGUGGCACCUCACCCAUGUUUUGGUGCCUCUAGUGGCUGCCACUGGUGAGACGUGGCACAUGGUUGACCUCGCGGCAGUGGUCUGUCCCAAGCCCACCAACCUCAAAGCGGGCGCAGAGACCUUGCCAGAGUACAACGUCGGCAUUGACAUGAGCGGGCUGAGCAAGGACAAGCCUCACAUUGUGAGUUUCGUCCGCGCCAGCGAUCAAGCGACGACGAUCACGUUCAAGAUCGAAGAUGCCAACGGAUUGAAUGUAGUGCCAGAAACUACAGUUACCCUUCAAGCGGUAAGCAGCAGUGUGCCCUCGGCUUGCCAGUGCACCAAUCCAUCCAUCCCCACAGCCGUAACCAGCACCUAUGGAGCUGGCUAUGGAUCAUCCUGCGCUGCAUGGGAUGAGCCCAAGUGUGGAGACCUUUGGGGCAACUUGACCGUGGGCGCUUGGUGCUGCCGACCUUGGUGCUAUGCAUCGAAAGAAUGUCCAGAUGCAUAUUCAAGUCAAGCGAUUCCGGGGCAGUUUUUUAGUUAUGCUGCGUGCAACGCAGUCGCCAGCUCAACACCAGCACCAUUAGAAUCGACGUGUAAGUGGGUAGGAGUGAAGAAGGCGAAUGAUCCAUGCGCGUGCAGGAAUGUGGGUUCUCUCUUCAACGCUGCCAUGAGAAACAAAUUCAGCAGCAACUAUGGCGAGAUGUGUGGAGCUUGGGAUAUGCCUAAUUGUGCCACCAAUUAUCGACCAGACCAGGUGGACACCUGGUGCUGCUCCAAUUGGUGCUAUGUUGACAAAGAGUGCCCAACUGCCAAAGACUCUUUGAAUGAUGGCAUGAAUGGCACCUUGUACUGGUCAGGCAAUGUGUGCCCAGAUGAUUCAGCUCUCAUGUUGCAGUGCCCCUAUUUCCCGCAGAAGAAUGUGUCGAAUACCACCGAAUCGAAUUGUACAUGCUUGGGUCAAACGGUACCAGAAGAGUACCUGAACUUGACAGCAAUGGGUCUCAACACGACAACCUACGCACAAUAUGGUGCGUUCUGCGGACCCCAUGAUUACCAGGAGUGUCACAUUCUAUAUCCGGGGGCUGAUAUGGCAAUGUGGUGCUGCUUAUCCUGGUGCUACGUACCUGAGAGUUGUGUCACAGGCCGCGGUUCCACUAUUUGGCCGGGGCACUACUUCUCCUACGACCAGUGUGAAAUGAAUCCGGAUGUGGUGUCGAAGUGUAAAUAUGACAAUGCAUGUGACUGCCGCGGAGUUUUGCCCAGCGGCAGCUUCAACAAUAUCGACAGCGGUGCAACGAUCCCCGCCAACUACGGCAGCCAAUGUGAUGCCUGGGACAACAAGAAUUGCAAAGAAAUGUGGAUUCAAAAUCCCAAUGCUGGUUGGAACACCACCGAUGACAAGGAAUGGUGCUGUGACUCGUGGUGCUAUGUCAACAACAGCUGCCCCAUUGCAAAGCAGUCGUGGUUUGGGAUUGAUUUCAAGUACAGCUACCAGACGUGUGACGAUAAUCCCGACUGGACAUAUCAGGCGUCCGGUGAUACCUGUGGGGCACAUCGUCGCCGCAGCAGCAACUUCCGUCGCCUGUCGGGGCGAAGGCGCAGUGGAUCGUGGAGCUCGUCCUCGUCCUCGUCCUAUUCGUCGCGGCGAAGGAGCUCCUACAGCAGCUACAGCAGUUACAGCAGCAGCAGCACCAGCAGGAGGCGCUCCCCGGUGGCCACCUCCACCCCCGCUCGCCGCCGCUCCUACUCGGCGCCCACCACCUCCACGCGCCGCCGCGCCACCGUGCCGUCGCCCCGGCGCCGCACCGCCCGGCGCCGCUCGCCGCCGGCGCCGCUGCCGGCGCCGGUGUCCACGCGGCGACGCACGUCCAGCAUCGACGGGAACACGUACACCACCUCCAGGCGCCGGGAGCCAACGGGCAGCACCUCCAGCACCGUGGGCCGCCGCCGCACCGCUCCGGCGACCGCCUACGGCUACUCCGACCGACCGUCGGUGAUGAGCAAUUUCGGCGACAAGAUGCCAUCAAAGACAAACUACGGAUAUUCGGGUUCCAAUGCUUUCUCUUCUGGCAGCAAGACGAAUGUCGCUAUGUAUGCAGCGGGUGGUGUUGCGGCUGGCGCAGUGAUGGGUGCUGGUGCCUACUAUGCAUACAACGAAAUGUACAACAACGAUAUUGGCUUCCACCGCCGCCGUCGAGUUGCCUCGCACUACAGAGACACACGAUGGUGCACGGUGACGGCAACGGGAAGUAGUCGCUAUGGAGCCUUUAUGGAAUGUCAACAAUGCUACGACUUGUACGGAUACUCCUAUUGCCCAUCCUCCAGUUCUUGCCAGACGGCUUCGGGCUGCGGUUACACCGCUCCAACCAAUUUCAACCGAGACGACUUGGCAGCCACCGGCUUUGUCCCAGCAAGCUAUACCUCUCCUUUGAAGGUCACCUUCACCACCAUCAGUGGAGCAGGCAUCGACACCGAUCCGGUGAGCGGCAUUUGCCCUCCCACCACAGCCGCGCAGGCGUCGCUGGUGGAUACGUUCAACAAGACGUGGGCCGUGACGCCCGACCUCUUCCUCGUGCUCACGGAGCAGGCCGUGCUCAGAUCUGGGUCCAAUUGUGACCGGGAUACAACAACGACCUGCUCUAGCAGCUCCAGCUGCUGGAUUGAGCAUAGUACAUGCGAGAGUGGAUCAUGCAAGUGUGAUUCCGGCUAUUGCUUCAACGGACAAACAUGUGCUGCCACUGCCAUUGGUGCCUCGUCACCUGUGGCAGUGUGGUGCCCGCUUGUGAUGGCCGUCAUCACGUUCUUUGCACUACGAGGCUGA
Molecule: messenger RNA, 2817 nt
Organism: Durusdinium trenchii
Lineage: Eukaryota; Dinophyceae; Suessiales; Symbiodiniaceae
Source: the annotation of a GenBank genome assembly